AUGUUGUGUUUUCUUUUUGUGUUCCGUGUUGCUGUUACUCCAGUUUGGGGCCAACAUGAUCAGCUAGCUACCCUACCAGUUUGCGCGCAAACAUGCAUCGCCAGCUCUUUCGCCAAUUCCAUAUGCGAUCCUCUCAAGGAUAUGUCCUGUCGGUGCAACAAUAGAACGCAGCAGUUGAUCGCCAUAGACUGCUUUUCCACGUCAUGCACUGCUCGAGAGACUUUAACGACCCUGAACGUCACCACGGUUAUGUGCGACGUGCCGGUUCGGGACAGAUCUGGGCAGUAUCGAAUCGUCAACACCGUUCUUUUCACCUUAAGUACUGUGGCCAUCCUAGGGCGAUUUUAUUCUCAUUACGCUCUUGGGCGCUUGCAACUGCUCGACGACGGGAACAUGGCUUUGAUACUAGUGAUAAAUACACUUAUGUUUACUCUAACAACUAUAAUGUCACUUAGUGGACUCGGACAAGACAUGUGGAAAGUCUCAUUCAAGGACAUUAGAUUGACACUGCUAUCCUUCUGGAUCUCCGUACCAUUCUACGGAAUCGAGUUUGGACUUGGCAAGAUUGCCUUCGGUCUUUUCUACCUCCGCAUAUUCAACGAUCGCCAUUUCCGCAAGUUAGUUUGGUUUGCUAUUGUCUUUACGCUUCUUUACACGACCGCGUUUGCCUUUUUAGGUAUAUUUAUUUGCUCUCCUGUGAGUUAUUUUUGGUGGCAGUGGGACCUAGGUGGCGAGCAUAAAGGCAAGUGUCUGAACAAUAACACGAUCGGGUUUGUCACGGCAUCGUUUAGUAUCUUUACAGACCUUAUCAUGUUAGGCCUGCCUAUCCCCCAAAUCUGGGCUUUACAUCUUUCUACGAAGAAGAAAGUUGGAGUCUUAUUCAUGUUUAGUAUCGGCUUCUUGGUAACUCUCGUUUCAAUCAUCCGGCUACACGCUUUAGUCAAUUUCGCAAAAUCUACAAACAUCACUUACGACUUUCUUGAUACUCAGCUCUGGUCUAUGAUCGAAUUAUACGUCGGCAUUAUUUGUGUAUGUAUGCCGUCGCUUAAGCUCGGCCUCCAAUUUUUCUGCUCCAAGAUUCUACGCAGCGUUGUGUCCACCUCGAGAUAUACUGGCUCGGGCCGAACUGGAGGCAAUAUUGCUAUUCACAAAAGUGUUCAAGUCACCAUAGGUAGCUAUCCGACGAAGUCACGAUUGGAAGAGCAAGGGAGCACAGUUAAACUCGUAGAAAUAGUGGGAGAUGCAAACAGCACGAAAAAACAGGAAGGGUCACAAGGUGAAACCCAUAGUGUAACAUAG
Molecule: messenger RNA, 1299 nt
Organism: Bipolaris victoriae FI3
Lineage: Eukaryota; Fungi; Ascomycota; Dothideomycetes; Pleosporales; Pleosporaceae
Exons: 6
Coding region: 1-1299 (432 amino acids)
Source: RefSeq, a predicted model, not a curated record